AUUUUUGUGGUUCGUGGUUCGUCCUCCCUUGGUUCGUCCUCUUCCCCUGCCCUGGUCCCCGCUCCCAUCCUCCUCCUGCCCGUCCUCCUCCCCCCGUCCUUCGUUGUCCGAUUGGGCAAGAGCCAGGGCACGCGUGCCACUUGUUUGCGUGCCCCUCGCCACCUUUCAGUGUGCGGUUGCGCCCCCGCCUCGCCUUGACGCCCCCCCGAUCGUCCUGCUCGCCAACCUGGUGCGUUCGGAGGUCAGGGAGCCCGCGGUGCUGGGCCUCGUCUGCGCGCUAGUCGGCGCCAUGCUCGGGUACGGGCUCGCCGCGGCGUGGGGCCUGCUUGCCCUUGGGCAGGCGGCGGACACGUGCCUGCUGCGGGUGCCUCUGUUUUUCGUCUGCGUCUCGCUCUUCCCGCGAAGAAUUCUUAUUCACCGUCGUCUUUCACCCCGCCGAUAUAGAGUUCAGGGCGUUUCUGUUGACGCCGGUGCCAGCUGGAGGAUACAGCGUGGCGAUGGUGGCCGCGCUUGCAGAGUUCUGGACGGAGCGGUCGCUGCUGGGCGAGUGGGUGCCGUUGUGGUUAGCUGCUCCCUUGCUGUGUUGCGGCUCCGGCCUCGCCUUGGGGGGUUGGGCCCUCCGUGCCGCAGCGCUCUUCACCGCGGGCUCCAACUUCACCCACCUCGUGGCGGAUAGGAAGGAGGCCUCCCACGAGCUCGUGACAUGGGGGGUAUACAGCUGGUGCAGACACCCAGGCUAUGUUGGGUGGUUCCUCUGGAGCGUCUCCACGCAGCUGGUGCUGGCGAACCCCGUGUGUUUGGCGGCCUACACGCUGGUGUCCUGGAGAUUCUUCCAAGGGCGCAUCCCGAACGAGGAGGACCUACUGCUCGAUUUCUUUGGCGACGGCUACCUGGACUACGCUCGGCGGGUGCCGUGUGGACUUCCCGGAAUUUCAGAGCUCUGACCGCACAGGACUCCCGUGGAGUCUGCAGCGUAGGACGCGCGGCACCACAUUGUCCCAUUAGUGGCCGCACGCACACACUGCCCCCUUUCCUUCGCCAUGAUCCCACGCCUCUCGCCACUUCCCUCUCAUCGCGGUUGCCUGCUCCUGGACUCCACUGGCCGUGUUGGGGAGAGAAAGG
This is a messenger RNA of Prorocentrum cordatum, 1122 nucleotides long. The record is from the annotation of a GenBank genome assembly. Lineage: Eukaryota; Dinophyceae; Prorocentrales; Prorocentraceae.